AAGGCAGGAAUUAACUCAGAUGAAGGAUCAAACUAUUAUGUUGAUGCUGUUACUACGCAAACCAUCCGCGCAUGCGCACGAUCGGCGUAAUCUUUGUUAUUGUUUUACGACAUUUACGUUCCUUUACGCUCGCAGCAAAUCAGUGGGCUUAAUUCUAUUCGUACUGCGUUAAAUAUUUCUUUUAUACGUUUAUACUUAUUCGGCCAUCGUAUGAAAACUACACUUUAUUAUUACUUUUAUGAUAAACUCGAUUUAGUGGACACUGGACCUUCCCAGGCGAGUGUAGCUUAGCUUGUUAGCUGCUAACAAGCUAAGCUAACUAAGCUAGCCCGAAAAGCUCCGGAGUUUACUGAGACGAAUCGACCCAAAUUAGUAAGGUGUAGUUUCUUAUCCGAUGGACGAAUACACACGAACACAGAAACGAAGGAAUUAAUGCAGAUGAAGGAUCGAACUGUUCGUUUCUGUUGAUACUGUUGCUACGCGAUUGGUCCGCGCAUGCGCACGACCGCCAUAAUAUUUGUUAUUGUUAUUUACCUUUUUUGUUAUUGUUUUACGACAUUCACAUCAAAGAAACCUCAAGUUGUGCUCCACAGAACAGACGUCUGUGACGCUUGAGGAGCGCGAGCGGACCUCCAGGAUGGAGCAGCAGGAGCCACAGUCCCCCCACCUUAAAGAGGAAGACGACGAUCCACAGCCUCCCCGCUUUAAAGAAGAAGAGGAAGAGUCACAGACUCCUCGCAUUGAGGAUAUACAGUCCCUUCACGUAAAAGAGGAACUGGAGGAUCCACAGCCCUCCUACGUCAAAGAGGAAGAGGAGGAACACCGCGUCAAUCAUCUGGAAUGGCUGCAGGAGUUCCGACUGACCGGUGUGGUGGUGAAGAGUGAAGAUGGCCAGGUGAAAGGUGAAAGUGGGGAGAAGAGCGACGUGGAACCUCCCAGCAGCAGCUCAAAACACGAAGAAGAUGAGGGAGGAUCCCAGGCGGACAAGGUCAAAGCUCCACUGUCAGACGGCGAGGACACGAGGUCACACUCUGACGGUGAGGACUGCAAAAGUGACAACACACACUUCACAUGCGCGCACUGCCGCAAAACUUUCAACCACCGCUGCAGUCUGAAACGACACAUGCGAAUACACACCGGGGAAAAACCCUUCAUCUGCUUAGUUUGCGGUAAAAGAUUCUCUCAGGGGGCGAACUUGAAAGUACACACACGGACGCACACCGGAGAAAAACCCCACUCCUGUCCCAGCUGCCUUAAAAGCUUCUGUGACCCGUCGGCGCUGGUUGUGCACAUGAGGACGCACACCGGAGAAAAACCAUUUGUCUGUUCAGAGUGCGGCGAAAGUUUAGUCAAUAGUCAGUGUUUGAAGGUACACAUGCGGAGGAAGCACACCGGCGAAAGACCGUAUUCCUGUUCCAGCUGUGACAAAAGCUUUUGUGACCGGUCGGCGCUGGUUGUGCACGCGAGGCGACACACGGGGGAGAAAGUGUUCAGCUGCAGUGUGUGUGAGGAAAGAUUCUCUUACAAGUACCAGUGUAAGAAACACAAGUGUGCUGGGGGGAGCAGCGGCGGCCAAUGAGGCCGCACCGUUUCAAAGCAACUUUCACAACUUGAACAUCACCAAAUAUCACAACACAAUCUUCUUAACAUGCUUCUCCUGUUUACAAAUGGUGACAGUACACGAUACAAAUAUAUAUACACAUACAUAUAUGUA
Nerophis ophidion (straightnose pipefish) is the source of this 1714-nucleotide messenger RNA. Its product is annotated as zinc finger and SCAN domain-containing protein 2-like. The transcript has 2 exons. NCBI's taxonomy places the organism in Eukaryota, Metazoa, Chordata, Actinopteri, Syngnathiformes, Syngnathidae. The record is from RefSeq and is a predicted model, not a curated record. The coding region runs from base 638 to 1579 and encodes 313 amino acids.